Messenger RNA from Syzygium oleosum, 2761 nucleotides. RefSeq lists its product as uncharacterized. The record is from RefSeq and is a predicted model, not a curated record. The coding region runs from base 210 to 2381 and encodes 723 amino acids. The transcript has 11 exons. Lineage: Eukaryota; Viridiplantae; Streptophyta; Magnoliopsida; Myrtales; Myrtaceae.
UCUCUUUCGAAACAUAACUCCACCGCUCUCCUCUCCCACCUCUACCUCUCUCACUCCCUUCUCCUCUCUUUCGCUUCCGCACCCCCUCCUCAGAUUUCAACCCACCACGCGGCAUUCAGCUCGGCCCCCCCAACAAAGAAUUCGAUUUGCUUUCUUAAUCAUUGCCGUUUCUGCUGUUUGUCAUUAUACUGGGGGACUGGAAUUCAAGAAUGCCCCUCUACAAGAGAAAGCCUUUUUCCCUUGUAGAAGUGCCAAAUGAUUUGGAUCCUAAGGAGCUUGUAUUCCAAAUCCGUUUUACAAAGGAGAUAUUUCGUGAUUAUCAAGAGUAUCUGAACCGCAUCAAUUUGUAUCGCCAAAGACUAUGGACCUGUAAAGUCAGCGGAAAAUCUAACUUGACCUACGAAGAGGCUCUGGUGUCCGAGAAACGUGCAAUUGAGAAGGUUCAACAGUUCCCGCAAGAGCUAACAGCGCUUAUGCUGAGGAUCAUUCAAUACAGCAUGCUUCCACUGAGAGAUCUUGCAGACAAGAUUGCUCUGAAGUUGCAAGAGUGUUUGUUUGCUGGACUGGAAUUAUAUGGACGAAAAGAAAAUAAUGUGUUUCUAUGCAGAAUAAUAAAGACAUUGCAUGAUUCUGCUGGCAAAAAACAAUACAAGAUUGCUUGGUUGGACAAAGAUAAGGAAGUAGUGGGAUAUGACUUAAUAGAUGAUGAGGAUCUAACUAAUAGAAAGCUCCCAUUUAGUAGAAACAUGGUGAAGUCCUUCAUUCGAGAAUCAACAUACCGUAAUGCACCUUGGGUGCUCCAUCCUAGACUUGCCGAAAAGCAUGGGGUCUCGACCCAUCUUCCAGACGAGUUGAAGAGCAAGUUUUAUUUUCAGAAUGGCACUCUCAUCAGCUACAAGAAGAAUAGAAAAAAUGGGGAAGAAGAAAUGGAUGGGGAAGAUGAAUCUGGAAAGAACAAAGGAAAGCAGAGAACAGAGAGGGAGAAAGUUGGAGCUUCACAGAUGGAGGAGAGAAGUGAGAAAGAAGACGACCUAAAGAGGUUAGAAGCCAUUAAGUAUCCCAUUGAAGACCUCUUAGUACAGCCUUGCCCGGACGAUCCAGUAUUUACUGAGAGACCUUCUCCAUCAAGAGACUUUAAAGUUCCAGUGGACUGUGUCGGGGAACUUCUGAUGAUUUGGGACUUCUGUUCAUCUUUUAGCAGGCUGUUGCAUUUGUCACCAUUUUCUCUUGAAGAUUUUGAAAAUGCUGUCUGUCAUAAAGAAAGCAAUUUGAUUCUUAUCGUCGAGUGUCAUUCAGCUCUUCUUCGGUUGCUUAUAAAAGACAAUGGUGAAUAUGCUUUAACGAUAGAAAAAAGAAAGGGCAAGUCUAAGAUAACAUUAAUCACUUGGACAGAGUACUUGUGUGCUUUCUUAGACAGGACUAACAGUCCCACAUUUCGCCCUUAUAUGGCUACGAUUAAGCGAGGACAUUAUGGCCUUUUAGCUACGCAUGCUAAAUUGGAAAUCUUAGGGGAAUUACUGAAUUGUGCCCUUGCGACUGAUCUGGUCAGAGAGCAACUUGAUGAGUAUAUUGAACAGUGGCAGAAACUUGGAGCCACAAGAAGGGGAGAAGCAUUGGAAGAAGCCAAGAGAAGGAGAGAAGAAAAGGAACGGUUGAAAGCUGAGUCCGAGGUAAAUGGAUUCAUAAAUGGCAAUGGCUUGAACAGCUCAGGAAACAACCUAGGUGUGCUGGUGAAUAGUACUCACAAUGAGCAGAAUGGUGAAGCAGAACCGGAGAAAACAGACCAUGUCUCAAAGAAAAGAGAGGGUAGCCAAACUGAUAGUGCUUUCAGAAAGAGAACCAAGAAGCAUAAGGGGAAAGAUGGACACAAGCUUGAAGAUGUACAACAUAUAUCUAAGAAGGAAGCAGAGAAGAUUGCACUAAAACAUGCGGAAACUGUUGAAAGGGAAGAAAUGGAAAAGAGCAGCAAAGAACAAAGGAAACAACAUUAUGAGACUGAAAUGGAGAAAAUAUUUAUACGCACAGAUCCUUUGGGGAAGGAUAGGCAUCAUAAUAGAUACUGGUGGUUUCGGCGCGAUGGGAGGAUAUUUGUCGAGAACUUGGACCACAAAAUGUGGGGCUACUAUGGUACCAAGGAAGAGCUUGAUGCAUUGAUGGGUUCACUGAAUCGCAAGGGUGAGAGGGAAAGGGCUCUUCAAACACAGCUAGACAAAUUUUAUGGCAAAAUCUGCAUGGGGCUACAAAAAAGAUCGAAGCUUUCAGCGGACAAGAUUGCACUGGAGGAGGCAGUGCUUCGGAGAUCAACACGUGUGCGGGCACCUCCUGGAGAUAAUCCUGCGGAUGCCUUCCUUCGAUAUGUUAACAAAUGGAAAGAAGAUUAGUUGGUCUUAGUUUGCAAUUGGAGGCUACCAUAGAAUUCUAUUCAUUAUAGCUUCAGGCUUAGUCCUGCUAUUUGCAGGUUUUUGGUGUAUCCUUAAUAUUCUCAAUGUCCCUCCUUCAUUUUGUUCUUCGGAGUUGGUGGGACCUGGCUUAGGGCGGGCAGCAAGGAUGAGGUACAGAAUUAUACGGGCAACGGCGAUCGUUUUUUAUCUUUUCUUUCCGUUUAAUUCAUUGAAAGGCCAAGCAUUCUUUUGCUUGCUUUCUUGUACAUGACUUUGGGCAUUUCCUGCCUCCGACAAAUUUUUCCUUUUUAGGGUCAAUGUUGCACUGUAAGUUUCAAUAUAGCAGCUGUGAAUGAAAUGUUCUCCCAUUACUCUGUUUC